Arxiozyma heterogenica is the source of this 1677-nucleotide messenger RNA. It is a transcript of the gene GZF3, whose product is annotated as Gzf3p. The transcript has a single exon. The record is from RefSeq and is a predicted model, not a curated record. The coding region runs from base 1 to 1677 and encodes 558 amino acids. NCBI's taxonomy places the organism in Eukaryota, Fungi, Ascomycota, Saccharomycetes, Saccharomycetales, Saccharomycetaceae. Gene Ontology annotation, molecular function: DNA-binding transcription factor activity, RNA polymerase II-specific; zinc ion binding; RNA polymerase II cis-regulatory region sequence-specific DNA binding. Gene Ontology annotation, biological process: positive regulation of transcription by RNA polymerase II; negative regulation of transcription by RNA polymerase II.
AUGGGCCAGGAACAAAAUAACGUAUCCAUAAAUAAAAAAGAAAAUCCUAUUAUAGAUAUUGUUGAUAAAAAUCCUACAAGUGAACCUGAUACAAAAACUUCAUCCACUAUAAGUGAAAUAAAUAGUAAUAACAAAGGUGACAUUGAAAAAAAAGAAAAUAAAGAAGAAAAGAUAAGUAAUAAUUCAGAAGUACCCACGUCCCCAUCUUCUACAACCCCUAAUGGGAAAAUAGUAUUUAGGAAUACUGGUCCCAAUGGUUUAGUUAGUGUUGUCAAUGUACCAGUUUGUAAAAACUGCUUAACUUCUACCACACCUCUUUGGAGACGUGAUGAAAAUGGUGCUGUCCUAUGUAAUGCAUGUGGGUUGUUUUUAAAACUUCAUGGAAGACCAAGACCUAUCAGUCUAAAGACAAAUAUUAUAAAAUCUAGGAAUAGGAAAAAUAAUUAUCAUGGCGAAACUAACAAUAAUAACCAUAAUACAACAGAUUCUAAUAAAAACAAAAAAGAAAAUACAUCUUCAUCUGAUAAAAAAAGAAAAAGUUCUUCCCAAAGUACUACUACUAAUAAUAAUACCCCAAAUCAAUCAAAUAGGAUAGAUAAAAAUACCCCUUGCCAGAACUCAAAUUCUAAUGGAAUAAAACCAAGUCAGAAUAGUAAUAAAAACAACAAUAAUAUACAAAAUUCUAACAAUACUAUAAGCAGUCCUGUACAAGAAAAUAUAGACAGCAAAGAUUUAAAUUAUAACCAAUCCUCUCUCCCCUGCAAUGUUCCAAAUAUACCUGUCGUCGACUCUCUCAGGAUCGGAAAUAAUACAACUCCACAUUCAGGUAUUAUUAAUGUUUCAUCUCAACUACCUGGUCUAUCAAGUAUAUUAACAAAAAUUGAUUCUAGGAUCAUUACAACUGAAAAUAAUCUUCAUCAUGAAACAUGUAUUACUGAUAAUAAAAACAAUAACGGUAAUAAUAAUAUUAUUAAAAUUGAGAAUAUAGAAAAAAAUAUCCACAGUAUAUCUCCCCCAAUACUGAAUAACGAAGCAAAGCCUUUGACGAACUCCUUUGUGUACAAUGAAAAUAUACUUUUAGGGACAAACCAAUCUCAAAACAUUACGAAUCAACAGUCUAUUAUAAAUAAUAUGGUACCUAUCACUACUCACAAUUCGUCUGCAAUAAAUACACCAUUACAAAAUCCACAGUAUAUAGCCCAAAAUGUUCCUUUUGAACCUUUGCAUAGAAAAAUUCAGUUUAAUUCCUUAACUAAGAAUUUCGUUGAUAAACUUCCUGGUGGUGACCACAUUAUUAAUAAUAUUGGACAACAACCUUCUGAAUCUUCGGGUUCAUCAGAGGUAAAAUCAGACCAUUGCCCACAAAUUGCAUCACCACAACUCCUCCUACAAAAAUAUUCUGCAUCAAUUCCGACUAUGUCAAAAAUGUUACUGUCACCUGAAGUCACUUGUCCCACAAAUAAUAAUAAAAAAAAUAAGAAAAGAAAAAUAUCUGUAGGACAUAAGACUAAUGAACAUUCAUUAGAGGAAAGACUACAAUAUGAAGAGGAAAUUAUACGAUUAAAAACAAGAAUUAUUGAACUAGAAUCAGUUACUGAUUUAUAUCGGAGCCACAUUUUUAAGCUAAAUGAAAAAUGCUAUCAAUAUGAACAGCAGUUAGAAAAGUUAAAUAAAUAA